AUGGAACAUAGUUAUACGCGAGAUUUUCGUCUGCUGGAAAGCAGUCAAACUGCAACGACCCGAACACUGAUGAUACAUCGGCCGCCACAGUGUCCCUCGUGUCACACGCAUUCUCACGACGAACGUAUUGAUUUAGAGGAGUCGUAUAAUCCACCGAUUCCGUCAUACAAUGAGGAAAGCGCACGACGGGCUAUGCAGGAAAGUGAAAACAUUGUUGUUACAGCUAGAAACUCCGUGUCGGAUGAAGAAGAUUGGGAGGAACGAGUAAACACGUUCGGAUGGACUGUGCAACAGUUUAAUCUGUUCGACCGUGUAGCACGGCUGUUGGAUAUGGACCGCCUGGCAAGACUUACAAACACGGAAAAACAACACGAGCCAGUGCAUCGUCGCACAGUCAUUGAUAAAUCAGUAAGCCGGCUGCGGCAGGCACUGGCGAGCGUUUCGUGGGAAACCAGACUAACGCAAUGGCUCCAUGUAUUGUUGAUGGAAAAUCUGCCACCGUCAUAUUUGGCUAUUUACAUCGAUAUACUUCAAACUCUGCACGCUAAACUGCCACUGUUGGUGAACAAAAUGAUCUUCGGAAGCUCACUCAAUGUAGGCCAGGAGCUGCUCGGGCCGGUGCUGAAGAAGCCAUGGGAACCGAUAGUGUCGCACAAAAAUCGCAAACUACCCGGUCAGCCGUACAUCGUUAUAGUGCCAUCGGUUCCCAAUUUCUCGCAACCGACGGCUCGUCAACAGAAGUGGUUCAGCCUGUUUGCCACGAUGUCUUCAGUGAUACCAAUACAAGGUUCACAGAACAAGACAAAUAUCGAUAAACAAUCGCUAGAGCUUUUAGCGGAAAAUAUGAUAACUUCCACUCGCGCUAAAAUACAACAUGUACGCAACAACACACCCAAUCGAUCCAUUAUUUUGGUGGGUUUUGAUGCUGGUUCCGCUAUUGCCCUUCAGAUCGGAUUGGUAGAGUCCGUAAGUUGUGUUAUUUGCUUGGGAUUUUCAUACCACACGUACAACGGAGUCCGUGGUACACCUGAUGAUCACAUUGUUGACAUUACUUGUCCUGUAUUAUUCGUCAUUGGUCAAAAUUCUGCUCGCGCCAGUCAUGAAGAAAUAGAAAUGCUACGAGAUCGCAUGUCUACUCAAACAUCACUUGUUGUGGUGGGAGCAGCAGACGAAUGUCUUCGUGUAUCUAAAACGAAACGUAAAAUCGAAGGAGUUACCCAGUCGAUGGUGGAUAAUAUGGUUGCCGACGAGAUAGCAGAAUUUGCUACGAACUGCUUGGUCAGUCCGCCACGAACGAAACAAACCGGUGUGGUUGGACAGUUCGUAAACGGUGCGUUCCAAUCGGAGCCCCACGUCCAAACGCAGCGCAACGAAAUUGAUCUCGCGGUACAGCGCAAGCGAAAACAUGUCCAGGAUCAUAAAGCUGAUUCUAAACAACAGAAAAAGUCACACAAUCGACGACCAACUAAAUCCAACCAAGAGUUCUCCCAAUCUACAUCGCUGUCUUCGCAGGAUCUAUUGGACACUGCUGUUCAGAGCAUUUUGCCUACAACACCUGAGAAACAAAUAAAGAGUGAGAAAAUAAUUCUUCCGCUCGCAAAUAGCGACGAAGUGCUGAAAUAUGAAUCUGGUGCUACACAGAUCAUCUCCGCCAGGGCUAGCACACCUAUUGUGCUUCCUGCACUGAAGCGAGAUUCGGCUAUGUCCACUGGGGUGUUGCAACAGCAGAAUAAUGUGAAUGUGAAGUUGAUUGAAUCUAAUCAACUCAUUCAUCUGAAACCAGCUACCGGAACGACGCAGAAGUUUUACUCUAUCAAAUCAACCUCCAAACCGGUCGUCUCCGUGAUAGGAAAUGCAAGUACAGGUGUGAAUGAAAGUGGCAUAUCCUCAAAUGAAGUUAGCAGCCCGCCAAAGUUUACUAUCGUACGCAGUAUGGGAUCUACACCAACAGUUUUCAGCUCUGCCGGAGAUGUAAAUGGUAGUAAAGCUACCAAGGAUCUGACCGAGACAAACAUUUUUGAUCUUCCAAUUGUGUUUGCCGAUAACGAUGGAGUUAUUCAAGAGGGUUCCCCUGAAAAACCAAAGCAAGAAGUUCGGCCUGCCAGUGUUGCAGCUUCAGCAACAACCACCGUUACAACAUUAGGAGGUUCUCCAACGUCUGGAAAUACAGAAAGUAGUGUCGUUUCGGUGCAGCCGUCAGGUAAUCGAUUCAUUACGCUACAACAACCUUCUGGAGGUAUGCCUCUAGCGAUUGGAAAGUCAAAACAGUUGGUUGUCAUCAAUAAGGGGACGCUAAAACCCGUUGAUCCCAGUAUGAUAAUGCCCGUGGGAACAAAAAUUAAUCUGCCCUUAGCUGUCGCUUCCAGCGCAUCACCACCGAACACUACGGGCACGGUAGUGACGACUGGAGCAGGUGGUAAAGCCAAAUUUACGAAGGUUCUUUUGACCAAACCGCUGACGACCAGUGUCAACAACAGUGGUGUAGUAAAGAAUUUGGGCGAGUUGCUAUCUGGCAGCAAAAUUGGGUUUGUAAACUGUGCUGGUGGUAGUGGUGGCGUGAAACAAAGCACUGUCACUGGAACUCCAGUGACCAUCAACGUCAUCAAUUCAUACAGCGGAAAUAAGUUGCAAAAAGCCCUGACUGGUAAAGAAUCAACCAGUGGCGGCAUUAUGCAGGGUACAUCCGUGAGUGGUGUCAGCGCGACCAGUAGCAUUCCGAUCGUCGGAAGUAAUAAGAUUUUGAUUAAAACUACCACCUCGGCGCUUUCCGCUGCGAGCGCUUCAUCUGCGAUGGUAGGACGGAAUAUAAUGCUGCAAAAAUUCAACAUCGUUUCCACGUCAACCGGUACAAAGCAAAGUAAUAGUAGCACAAGGAAUGCUGAUGGGACGCCAAAGGAAAAAUGA
Messenger RNA from Anopheles marshallii, 2904 nucleotides. RefSeq names its product KAT8 regulatory NSL complex subunit 3 (gene Rcd1). The record is from RefSeq and is a predicted model, not a curated record. NCBI's taxonomy places the organism in Eukaryota, Metazoa, Arthropoda, Insecta, Diptera, Culicidae. Gene Ontology annotation, cellular component: NSL complex. The transcript is spliced from 3 exons. The coding region runs from base 1 to 2904 and encodes 967 amino acids. Gene Ontology annotation, biological process: positive regulation of transcription by RNA polymerase II.